AUGUGGGCCUUCUUGGUGCUCACGCUCACGCUCUGUGCCAGGGCGUCGGAAAAUGUCAACGACACAGCGGCUGAACAGAAGCCAGUUAUAGCCAGGGGAAAACUGAUGGCUCCCAGUGUGGCUGGAUGAGGCAUAAAGAAAAUGCCCGAGCUCCAACAUUUUCUCAUGGAGCGAUGGGCAUUAUACCACAACUUGGAAUAUGAUUCAUCGGAGGAGAAGAAACCCCGUCUGAUACUCUAUAAUGAAAAGGAUGAGGUCGUUCAGACCAUCCCUGUGAAGAAAAUGACAGCAGACGGGAUCAGUAGCCUGCUGGACUCACUGGGUUUCUACAAGAGGUCCCAGAAAGGGGAGGAGGUGCCCGAGGAGUUCCAGCAUUAUCCCCUGCGUGCCCCCAGGGACGAGCUGUGAGGACACCUGGUGGACACACUCCGCCACUGCACCCCGGUCACAUUAAUGACGAGUGGGGCCCCAAGGCCAGAGCCAUGAGCCCGGCCCCAGUCUGAGGACUUGCUGGCUGGCUGCAGUGUGCAGAGUUUCAACCACUACUGUGUCUCUCUGGUGAAAAGUGGAAUUGAAGAUGCAGAGCU
Myripristis murdjan (pinecone soldierfish) is the source of this 587-nucleotide messenger RNA. RefSeq names its product selenoprotein e (gene selenoe). The transcript is spliced from 4 exons. The record is from RefSeq and is a predicted model, not a curated record. NCBI's taxonomy places the organism in Eukaryota, Metazoa, Chordata, Actinopteri, Holocentriformes, Holocentridae.